AUGGCGACCAAAGACGAGGAAGACAGCUUGGUCCUCAAUACAACCAUGGAUUCUGUUGCAGCUUCCAAAAUAACAAGAAUCAUGCAAGAACAACUGUUUGAUCUAUUUCCAAUUGUUUUCCAUGUAGCAACGAUAAUUUCGAAAAUACGUGGAUGGGUAAAGGAGGUCAAAGUACUUGGGAGUGUAGGGGAAGGUUUGGUCUACUUUGGUCUGUUUACUGGCACCGAAAGUGAUGGCGACUUUAUGAUGGUAAGCGAAAACUCUCUCGCGUAUGAACACUGUUGCGUUCAAGUUCCACUAUCCUACUGGCUUUUUCAAAUACAACCUUGUACAUCUAAUUCUGGGUAUGUCAGGCUCCGCUUAAAAAGGAAGGGAAACGUCAGACUCUUCAAUACAACUCUAUUUGAUACGGCGUCAUUAUUUGAAUAUGAUAAACAAUCGGAUAGUAGUUAUUUAACCAAUGAACUCACAUCGCAUGCAACUCCGCUGGUACAAAAUAUGUGUUUUGCUUUACCUAGUAUCAAGGUCAGAGAUUCCUACACCAAAAUAGUCAAUUCGGGGCCUUGCAUCACCUUGUCAAACGCUAGCGUAUGUCCGAAAAUGGGACCUAAAGAUGACUUGGACAUGGUCAUAGGAAUAGAGUGUCCUGAAUGGCCAUCAGUGGCUAUGGAAUGGAUAUCGCGGGAAAGGUUCAGCGGAUAUCCAUCACGGGAAUUCAUAGAUCAACAGGUUUCGCGUGGUUGUUACUUAAUUCCAGUUGGUUGUAAAGAAUGCAAACAAACACAUUUAGAUUGGAGAAUUUCGUUUGCUCAUAUCGAACAAUCAAUAGUCCACAAUAUGAAUGAAACCCAGUUGAACUGCUUAUUAUUGCUUCGGCAGCUUAAGAAAUUCUUAUUUGAAGUCAAAAUUCCGAAGGUGAUUACCUCUUACAUCAUCAAGACAACAGUCUUCUGGACUAUAGAGGAAUCAUCUCCAGAUCUGUGGCAACGACGCAGAUUGCUAACGGCAGUUAAAGUGUGCCUGAACAAAUUGAUCACGUUCAUACAGAACGGCUUCUGUCCACAUUACUUCAUCAGGACUUGUAACUUGCUGAUUCGGAGAUGUUCUCCUUCGAAUAAGAGCAUGGUCUUGCAAACUUGUUUGGAAGCCAGGCGCAAUCCAAUGAAAAUAUUGUGUCAAACCCCUCCGUUCGUACAAGAGAUACCUCUCCAACGCUCGCAACAUCAACUGUCCUCAGAAUACUCUGAGCAGUGGGUAUUCGACGUCAUUGAAGAAUUCUUUGCAACAGCGUGUCCGUCACUGAUGACACAGUUCAUAAUAAAUCAUAUAUGUUUGUGCCUACAGUUACAGCUAUCUCAAAAAGACUCGACAGAAGAGGUACAGCUUUACUGUAUGACUUUGAUAGAGGAGAUUAAUGAUUUCUGUAGCAGUUACACAGGUAAAUGUAAACAGGAAGUGGGUAUAAUUCAAAAGCAGAUACAUCAAUUCGUAAAACGGCUGCUUAUGACAGGUAAGCUUGAUGCCCGUUCACUUCCUAACGAUGUAAAUGAAGAGGAUGUGAAUGACAUCGCUAACAUCUGUCACUUACUUGUAGUUACUGAAAACUACAGCAGAUGCCAUGAUAUACUCUCGAGGUUCCUCAAUGCUCAAAAGCACACAUUGUAUAAAAGGCUGAUACACCAAGGAUUAAUCGCUACUGGAUCUGAUUUCAACACUAAAAAAGCAAUGUUUAAUGCUCUUCUACUGCUCACCAGUGAUAAAACAUUAAACAUAACAGAUUUGAUAAUUUUGCAAAUAGAAGAGAACACUGUUCCAAUCCCACUUCAAAUCGAACUUAACCCGAUUCCGAUAGGUAGACCGGAAGUUGAUACAUUGCCCGGAAAUAGACCAACCAUCCUUGUAGAUCCACUCGUAUACUUGUGUUUUCUGAAGUUCUGGUGCAGCAUGAAAAUGGAUCAAAAUAUUGAGAAGCUGAGGGCCCGAGACGAUAUGGUGUGGUGUUGUGGUCUGAUUAACAUAUCUGAGAAAUCAGUGGCCUUUAACCUAUUGGCGUUCUGUCACAUUCAGCUCCAGGAGUAUGAAGAGGCGUUUGCGGUACUCUGUCGGGCGUACAGGGAGAAACCAGUGAAUUGUUCGACAUUGAUUCAUAUUGCAAAUCUUGUUAAUAACAAACUUCACAUGUAA
This is a messenger RNA of Ylistrum balloti, 2184 nucleotides long. RefSeq lists its product as uncharacterized. The transcript has a single exon. Lineage: Eukaryota; Metazoa; Mollusca; Bivalvia; Pectinida; Pectinidae. The record is from RefSeq and is a predicted model, not a curated record. Bases 1 to 2184 code for a protein of 727 amino acids.